UACUGCCUGUCUGUUUCCCUCCCAUUUCAGGAAUACGGAUGGUAUUUGACCAAUGUCGCGGAGUUCAUGUCAGUCUUUCCGAUGACAGAUUUGUAAGAAACAAAGAGAAAGACGGUAAUCACGACGUGAGAAAAUGGUGAGCGGGACCAGUCACGUGCAGCAGGUUCUGGAUGAUGUGGAGGAAGUGAGGGUCAUCAUGAUUGACAACCUCAACAAGGAAGAAGAGAGGGCAGGCAAAUUAUUGGACCUUGAAGACCGGGCCCAUGAUCUCAGUUUGAAGAGCAAGGUCUUCUCCAGGACAUCAAAGAAGGUGAAGAAGCAGACCCAAUGGCAGCUGAGGAAGAUGAAGGUGCUGUUUGCGGUUAUUGGUGUGGCUGUGGUGUUAAUCCUCAUUAUCGUGGUAGCCAUUGCAUUGCAUUCCAACUCAUUGCACAAUUCAAACUCAAAACCUGAGAAAGCUCAACAGAACAGCACGUCACGUCACCCAGUGUGACCUAGCAGAGAGCUGAAGGAAGUCAGCUGGGCAGGCUGACAUGGAGAAUCAGAGAAAAGGGCAUAUGGGUGGAAAUUUGUGGCUCUAUGUCUGCCAUUGAGAAGGGGGAGUCCUUCUACUUGAAUAUGAAAUGGUACAAUUCUGUUACAAUUCCGGCAGCACUGCUGUUUUUUCUAAUAACAAUGUUCUGUUGCUCAAAAUAUAUGUAACCAAAUCAAAAGUCCCUGCAUCCAGAGGUGUACAGUGUAUAUAAAUGACAUCUUAAAAGCAUAAACUCACUAUAUACUUAAAAAACAGCUCAAUUGGAUAUGGACUGUUUAUUUUUUUCUUACAUAGAAUAUCCAUGUACAGUUUCUAAAACUCACUCAGUCCACGGGAUACAUUUAUAAGCGAGUACCAUUUCUGUGAACAUAUUGAGUUUUGGAAAUUUAAGGAAACUUCUUUGCUGAAUUACUGAAUGAGUUUUGGUUCCCUGUACUGUAACAUAUGAUGAGGAAGCCUGACUUCACUGGCGGUCUCAUCACAAAAUUUUGGAAAUUUGUUCUUAAAAUGGUCAAUUUGUGUUUGUCAUUGAAUUUCUGUUAUCUAUGAAUAGUACAUAAAACUGCAAUGUUAAUAUAUCCUUUGUACUAUAAAGAAGUGCAAUAUUGUCCAUUUCACAAGUUUGAUUAAGAUUACAAUGGACUUUAUUGAUCCUGGGAGGAAAUUCUGGAAUUCUUCAAACCCUCCUUAAUUGCUGUCUUUGGUAAUGUGAUGUAAAUUGUUUCUAAGCAACUUCAAGCACUUUGACUACUGUAUAUAAUUAGUUUUAUUACCCACCCAUUUAAAUGAGGCAGUUAAACGGCCCACAACCUCACCUGAAAAACCACAAAAUGGAAACACUCCUCUAGUACAAUGGAGGACAGACAGUGGACUUCAUCCUGCCAAAUAACAGGGUUGGAGCAGCUUAAUGAGUAACACUUCUAUACUUCCUUAUAGCAUUAAAUCACGGUGCAAACAGA
Messenger RNA from Paramormyrops kingsleyae, 1494 nucleotides. Lineage: Eukaryota; Metazoa; Chordata; Actinopteri; Osteoglossiformes; Mormyridae. The record is from RefSeq and is a predicted model, not a curated record.